Messenger RNA from Gossypium raimondii (Peruvian cotton), 904 nucleotides. Its product is annotated as protein yippee-like. The coding region runs from base 275 to 664 and encodes 129 amino acids. The transcript has 5 exons. The record is from RefSeq and is a predicted model, not a curated record. NCBI's taxonomy places the organism in Eukaryota, Viridiplantae, Streptophyta, Magnoliopsida, Malvales, Malvaceae. Gene Ontology annotation, cellular component: ubiquitin ligase complex.
CAAUAAAAAAGAAAAGAAAAUUCAACAUUCCCAAAGUCCAAAGUUUUAUCUUUUCUGUGCAAUUAUAAUUUCCUUUUUCUUUUAUUUCACAUGCAAUCCAUUUAUUUCCUUCAAUUCUUACUACUCUUUUCAUCAAUAAUCAAUCUGUUGUUUCUUUUUUUGUGAUUAAAGUCAGGUCUUGGUAUUCAAAGUUUUCAUUUUGAUAUCCAAAAAUACAUUCUUUCUUUUUUAUUUCUUUUCUUAGUUUUGGAAAGAUCUGGUAGGUGGUGGAUAGAUGGGGAGGUUAUUUGUGGUGAACCUUGAAGGGAAAGUUUAUAGCUGCAAGCACUGCAAAAUCAAUCUUGCUCUUGUUGAUGAUAUUCUUUCCAAGUCCUUCCAGUCCAGGCAUGGAAAAGCAUAUCUCUUCAGUAAGGUGGUGAAUGUUUCUGUUGGGGAGAAAGAAGAUAGACUGAUGAUUACAGGGUUGCACACUGUAGCAGAUAUCUUCUGCAUUGGGUGUGGAUCAAUUGUGGGAUGGAAAUAUGAAUUUGCCCAUGAGAAGAGCCAGAAGUACAAAGAAGGAAAAUCCGUACUUGAACGGUUUAAGGUGUCUGGUCCUGAUGGAAGCCAUUAUUGGGUUAGCCAUGAAACACAUGUUGGUGGAAGUGAUGCAGAUGAUGUUUGAUUAAAUAAUCAAAAAUGCUGGUCAAAUUCCAAUUGUACAUUCUUUAAUCCCUUGAAUCUCUCAUACAAAUCAUCUGAAUUCUUAAAAAAACUGGGCUAUUUCUUAUUCAAGCAGCUUGUUCGACUUGCUGUUAUAAGACAUGAUUGGAAAGAUUGAAUUCCUGAUUCUGAUUUAGUUAAUGUCAAAACUGGACUGAAGAUAUCAUGUUUCAAUUUGCAAAAUUGAAGUUUCAGGUGUUGA